Messenger RNA from Pogonomyrmex barbatus (red harvester ant), 1828 nucleotides. It is a transcript of the gene nopo, whose product is annotated as TRAF interacting protein no poles. Gene Ontology annotation, biological process: replication fork processing; protein ubiquitination. Gene Ontology annotation, molecular function: zinc ion binding; ubiquitin protein ligase activity. NCBI's taxonomy places the organism in Eukaryota, Metazoa, Arthropoda, Insecta, Hymenoptera, Formicidae. The record is from RefSeq and is a predicted model, not a curated record. Gene Ontology annotation, cellular component: site of DNA damage; nucleus.
GAGAAACAACGCAACACAGAUGGCGCCACUUAAAUGUCAAUAAUUUCUGGUAAUCUCAUAUUGUUUGCCUCUUGCAGCCAAUAAAAUUGGUCUCAAUAUUUUUCGAAUUUACAUCAUCGAGUAUCAACGUCUUUUAAUGUCUUUUUAAAUUCACAACAAUAUGGAGAUAUGGAUAAAAUGCUCACGAUGACAUAAAGUUUGGCGAAAGUCACGAGUGCUUCACCACCGCACAUUCACAACGAUCAUCUACUACGAAGCCAGUUGUCGUUAAUAUAAUAAAAUUAUUGUAAUCACUGGAUUCUCACCGACUCUGACGUAACUAAAAAUAAGUAUUGUGUAAAAAUGAAUAUUGUGUGUGUGAUUUGUAGCGAUUUAUUAGUACCAUCCGACGAUGUCUUCCAUACACCAUGUGGACAUAUUUUCCACUACGCGUGUUUGGUGCAGUGGCUCGAAAGAUCGAAAUCAUGUCCGCAGUGUCGGGACAAAACAACCGAGCACAAGAUACGCAGGAUAUAUUUCAAUUUUUCAAACAGUGACAGCAUUGUAGAAGAUGCUACAUCUCUGCAGGAGAAAAUUGAUAAUUUGACUUUUCAAGUGAAGGUGAGAGAUGAGAAUCUUAAAAAACUAACAAAAGCCAAUGAAAAGUUAGAGAAGCAGACAACUGGUUUGAGACAUGAAGUUCGAAAGGUUGAAAGUGAAAUGAGCAGCAAAAAUAAUGCGAUUCAUGCACUGAAAGAGCAGAUUAAGUUUUGCAAGCAGCAAUGUUCAGACAUUGAUAAUUACAAGAAAGAGAAUGCACAUUUGAAGAAAAAUCUUGAACAUUUAAAGAAUGUACAGACUCUUGUAGAUUCUUCUGUAAAAGAAGUGGAUGAUGUAAUAACAAUGAUGCAUGACACUUCCAAACUUAUAACAUAUAUAGCAGUUUUGAAAAAAGAAUUAAAUGAAGUUUGUGACAAAAGCAAACAAAUUAGAGAUAACUAUAAGAGUUUACAGCAGGAAUUCAAACAGAUCUCGACACAAAAUAAAUUUUUAUCAGAGGAACAUACUAAACGAAAAGAAUUGGAAGAACAAUUAAUAAUCUGUGAGAGUGAAAAGAUAUCUUUACAAAAUCAACUUUUCAAUAUGCAGGCAGAUGCACAUGAAUGUAUCUGCAAUAAAACGAAAAAGAAAAAGCAAGAAAGUUUGGAAACGUAUGUGGAGUGUGAUGUAGACAAAUCUAAUGAAGCAAUAAAUAAGAGUGUAGUAAAACUUGACGAUAGCUCAAAAUUCAAUAAGAGUGAUAGUUGUAUUAUUAUAGAUUCAGAUGACACUAAAAAUAUUCCACAGAAUAUAAAAUCGCAAGGUUUUUUUUCAAUGAAGAAUUAUGGUAUCAAGAGACAACAAUCUAGUUUAAAAGUACCUUCAAUACUUACGAAAAAAUCGAGAUUUAAUGAACCUAGUAAAAAAAUUGCUAGUAGAAGUGACAUGUGUUUUGAUGGUUUUGGAGGACAUGCUAAGUAUGAUAAAUUUCCUAAUCCAAUUUCUAAUUCACAUGUAAAAAAAAUACUGAGAGAUUGCAAAAGCAAAGAAAUUUAAUACCGGUGAUAAUUAGAAAAUUAAUGAUUUAGUGAUGUAAAUGAUAUAGUACUAUGUCUACAUGUGUAUAUACAAUAGGAAUUAUAUUGAAACAUGUAAAACACAAAAAACUCAAGGAAUUUUAAUCAUAAACUAAAAAUGUGUAUUUAUCUUUUAAAAGAAAAAUUCCAAUCAGAUAAUCGUAUUUUGAAUUAAAUACUUUACCGAAAAUUUAAGUGCUUGUAUUUUUGUAUAAAAUUUAACUUGUGACAAA